Molecule: messenger RNA, 3269 nt
Organism: Engraulis encrasicolus (European anchovy)
Lineage: Eukaryota; Metazoa; Chordata; Actinopteri; Clupeiformes; Engraulidae
Gene: cherp
Product: calcium homeostasis endoplasmic reticulum protein
Exons: 19
Coding region: 168-2996 (942 amino acids)
Biological process (GO): RNA processing; intracellular calcium ion homeostasis
Cellular component (GO): perinuclear region of cytoplasm
Molecular function (GO): RNA binding
Source: RefSeq, a predicted model, not a curated record
UGUAUUUCCGGUGUCUGGAAAUGGAGAAAUACAGCGCCUGUGUCUGAUUAUAUUACAAAAUUUGCCUAUGUUUUAACCUCCAAGUGUACCUUUUUGGUACACAGGAGAUUUUUCUCAGUUUGUCGCUGUCCGCAAGUACCACUCACUCUGCUUGAUACACCACCACCAUGGAUAUUUCCACACCUCCAGACGACCAGGAGCUGAGAAAUGUCAUCGACAAACUGGCUCAGUUUGUUGCCCGCAAUGGUCCGGAGUUUGAGAAGAUGACCAUGGAGAAACAGAAGGACAACCAUAAGUUCUCCUUUCUAUUUGGAGGGGAGUUCUUUGGGUACUACAAAUACCAACUCGCCAUCCAACAACAACAACAUUCUUCCACACACGAGUGUGAAGAUUAUAAAUCGGAAGUUAUGUGCAAGCCUCCUGGGAAGGAUAUUCCUGACGUGCCCCCACCCAUCGCCAUCCUGCCCCCUCCGCCCAUCCCUCCGGCCACCCCCGGCGUGGACGAGCUGAUCCAACAGAGCACAUGGAACCUGCAGCAGCAGGAGCAGCACCUCAUCACACUCAGACAGGAGCAGGUGACGGCGGCCAUUGCUCUGGCCAUGGAGCAGCAGACACAGAAGCUGCUCGCCGACACUCAGCUCGACAUGACCGAGUUCGACAACCUGCUGCAGCCCAUCAUCGACACGUGCACUAAAGACGCCAUCUCUGCCGGUAAAAACUGGAUGUUCAAUAAUGCGAAAGCUCCCCCGCACUGCGAGCUGAUGUGCUCCCACCUCCGCAACCGCAUCACCACAGAGACGGCCCACUUUGAACUCCGCCUACACCUCAUCUAUCUGACCAAUGAUGUCCUCCAUCACUGUCAGAGGAAGCAGCAGCGCGACCUGUUGGCAGCCCUCCAGAAGGUGGUGGUGCCCAUCUACUGCACCAGCUUCCUGGCCGUGGAGGAGGACAAACAGCAGAAGAUCACGCGGUUAUUGCAGCUCUGGGAGAAGAAUGGCUACUUUGAUGAGAUGACUAUCCAGCAGCUCCAGAACCCAGCUGUGGGUCUGGGCCAAUACCAGGCGUCCCUGAUCACGGAGUAUGCGGCGGUGGUGCAGCCCAUCCAGCUGGCCUUCCAGCAGCAGAUCCAGUCCCUGAAGACGCAGCACGAGGAGUUCGUCUCCAACCUCCAGCAGCAGCAGACGGCAGCCGUGGCCGCCGCCGCAUCAGCGGUCGGACAGCUCAACCCCGCCGAGGGGGACGUCAAGUCACAAGCCACCCAGCCAGGUGAGGGGAAGCCCCCUAUGGCGGGGCCCCCAGGGGAGUACGACGGCACCCCCACCCGGCCCCCAGACUCCUCCGCCCCCGGCUCAGAGCACCCGUCCUCCAAGCAGGGAUGGUUCGACCCACAGCACAACAUGCCUGCCUGGAACCCCCAGCAGCCGCCUCCGUUCGACCCCACCCAGGCGCCCCCUCCCUGCCCGCCGUGGAACAGCCACGAGGGCAUGUGGAACGAGCAGAGGGACCCCAGCUGGAGCGGGCCCCGCGGAGGAGGCGAGGGGGGGCCCUGGAGCGGCCAGUCGGAGGGGCCCCCUCCCAACUGGAGCGGCCAGUACGACCAGCCGCCCUGGAGCAACCAGCAGGACCAGCCCCCCUGGGGUCAGCGGGAGCCCCCGUUCAGGAUGCAGCGGCCCCCCCACUUCAGGGGCCCCUUCCCGCCCCACCAGCAGCCCCCGCCCUUCAACCAGCCCCCACCGCCGCACAACUUCGGGCGCUUCCCGCCACGCUUCAUGCAGGACGACUUCCCCCCGCGACACCACUUCGAAAGGCCCCCUUACCCGCCGCACCGCUUCGACUACCCGCAAGGAGACUUUCCAGGCGGUAAGCACCAUGGCGAUGAUUGGACAGACAUCGGGCCCCCUCCUCAUCACCACCCUAGCCAGAGGAUCCCUCCGCCCGGCAUGUCUGAGCACCCUCCGUGGGGUGGCAACCAGCACCCUGACUUCGGCCCCCCGCCGCCUCACGGCUUCAACGGCCAGUCGCCCCAUAUGAGGCGGCCGGCCCACUCCCACCAAGUCAGCCAGGACGACCCCAGCCUGGUCCCCAACGUGCCCUACUUCGACCUGCCCGCCGGACUCAUGGCUCCCCUAGUUAAGUUAGAAGACCAUGAUUAUAAGGCUUUGGACCCCAAAGACAUCCGGCUACCGCCCCCCAUGCCCCCCAGCGAGAGGCUGCUGGCUGCAGUUGAAGCCUUCUACAGCCCCCCGUCACACGACAGACCCAGGAACAGUGAGGGCUGGGAACAGAACGGCCUGUAUGAGUUCUUCAGAGCGAAGAUGAGGGCACGAAGGAAAAAGGAACAAGAGAAACACAACAGCAUGCGGGCGAGUCGCUCUCGCAGUCGCUCUCGGAGCAGGGGCAGGGGCGGCUCCGUCUCCUCCCGCUCUCGGUCCAGUUCUUCCAAGUCGUCGCGCUCCUACUCCCGCUCUCGCUCCCGAUCCAGAUCCAGAUCUUACUCCCGCUCCAGAUCCAGAAGCAGGAGUCGGUCGCAUUCGUCACGCAGCCGGUCCCGCUCCAGGUCUCGUUCCCGAUCGCCAGAGAAGGCAAAGCGCCGGAACAAGUCUCGCAGUCGCAGCCCCGGUCCAGGUCCAGGUCCUGGUCCUGGUCCUGGUCCCGGUCCGGUUCCUGUACCCCCCUCGACGUCUGGGCUGGGGGCGGGGGGGCCUCCGCUGCCCCCCACCGUGCGGCUUGGAGAAGAGAACAAGGGCCAUCAAAUGCUCAUGAAGAUGGGUUGGAGUGGCUCAGGGGGGCUGGGAGCCAAGGAGCAGGGCAUCCAGGAUCCCAUCAAGGGGGGUGACGUGAGAGACAAGUGGGACCAGUACAAGGGCGUGGGAGUGUCACUGGACGACCCCUACGAGAACUACCGCCGCAACAAAAGCUACAACUUUGUGGCUCGGAUGAAAGCCAGAGAAGAAGUCAAUCGGGAACCAUCAUCGGAGCCUGCAACGACAGAAUGAUUUUAAGCCCCAUCCAGACGUUUAUUUUUUUGUUUGUUUUGUUUUUCUAAACCAAUCCUGAACACUGAUCGCAAUUGUCAUUCUUGAAUGUCCCCUUCUCCCUGCUCUUGUACUGAAUGACAAAAGAAAUUGUGUAAAAAAAAUCUGACUUUUGUGUUGUAGGUUUCUGUUUUUCUAGUCAUGCGCCAUAGUGCAAAAGGAUGUUUUAAACCCAUGUACUCGCAUCAGGAUUUCACUCAUUAAUUCCAAAAAUAAAAAAAAAUAUUUUUAAAA